CCAAGCGGGAGAUCCAUGAUAGAAUAGGCACGCGUGUAUCUCCACUUUUUUUUUCCCUCUCUUCCUAUUGCGCCCUGCGCCCCGUAAUAAGUCGCAAUUAAAAGUCGAUCGCGAAUCUCACCGCACAGUUGAUUAUCGCCGCUCUGAUCGCAGUUCUCUAUCGCUACCUCCUUCGUUAACAGUUCUCCGUUCGAAAGAGAGUUUCGCGCUUCCGCCGAUAAACGCGAGAUCUCGAGGGGAAGAAGUCGAGCGAGACGCGGCGGCAAAUCGAUAGAGGAAACGCACGAUGAAACAUAUGAUGAGGGAGAACGUGCCGGCGAUGGUGUAACCUCGCGGGUCACUGGACAUAAAAAGAACAGAGGGAAGCUGGAAGAGACAGCUUGUCCGUGGGCUUUCGACAAUUUAAGCGGCGGCAGGAUCAAAGGUCAUGGCAACGCCGCCGGACUCGCCGGGACCGGAAGAGGCGUUCUUCGACUUCGAGAGCACGAGGGCGAGGCAACAGACUACCAGACCGGUACCUAUAGAGGAACUUCUGCGACAGACCAAGUUCUCCCGCCAGGAGAUCCGAGUCAUGUACCGAGGCUUCAAGCAGGAGUGUCCUGAGGGAGUAGUGCACGAGGACUCAUUCAAGGACAUUUACGCGAAAUUCUUCCCGCACGGCAACUCCAGUCUCUACGCCCACUACGUGUUCAAGGCCUUCGACGUUAAUUGCAACGGGGCUAUCAGCUUCAGGGACCUUCUCGUGACGCUGUCGACCCUACUGCGGGGUAGCAUUUAUGAGAAACUGAGGUGGACCUUUAAGCUAUAUGACAUAAAUGGCGAUGGUUGCAUCACUAGGGGUGAAUUGGGUGAAGUUGUGACAGCAGUCCACGAGCUCAUGGGCAGACGACAUCAUGCCGAAGAGGAAAGGAAGGCGAGAGAACAGCUGGACAGGGUCUUCAAGAAACUCGAUCUCAACCAGGACGGUGUUAUCACGAUCGAGGAAUUUAUCGAGAGUUGUUUGAAGGACGAUGUGAUCACACGGUCGCUGGCGAUGUUUGACUGCGCGCUUUGAUCUCCGGCUAAAGACGAGCCUCCAGCAGCGGUCACCGCGACGCCGCCGACGCCGCUCUCGACGACAACGUUCUCACAAUCCCUAUCCCCGUCGCCGCCGCCGCCGUCCUAUUCCCUGCUGCCGCCUAUCCCGCCACCUCUGCCCUCUCAGCCGCCACCUGGUUACACCGUCCAGGAUCAGGAGCUCUAUCUACUCCUGGCUGCCCACUGGUGGAACCAACCAGAGGCGCCGCUUUUUUGUUGAAGGGCAAUGCGAUACGGCUCCUAGCAACGUAAAGUAGCAAUCGAGGUCUAAAUCUGUAAGAAUCGAAGAGCGGAUUUUCCAGCAUCUUGUUGCCUCUUCGUUCUGCAAAAUGUUACGCAAGCAGUACGAGGAUACGAUGCAAGAUGUUCUUAUUUUCGCCGUCGAACGGAGCUUAGCGAAGACAUUGCCAUUUCAAUAACAACACGUGGAAAACGAAGAGACCGUUUCAUUUACACGGACAAUCCCGUGACGAUAUCGCCGGAUAUUUUGGCAAUCAUAGAAACGACAAUUGGCGUCGAUCUCUGGCAAGAAUUUAGCGAAGUUACAAGAACUUGAUCUAAGGUCAAAUUGUAUAUUAAUACGCGAAAUAGGUACCUGGCGUAGCUCUUAUAUUAUGAUCUCUCGCGCUUUGUGAAGAAUGGUGUCUAAGAAAAGGACGCCCUCGAAAGUGAAAAGAUGCUGGUCGAGGUCCGAAUAAGAUCGACUUCCUUUUCUACGAUUCGUCGCGAGAAGAUUCAGUGAUCAAAGAACCCUGGUAUCACGAAUUUGUGCCAAAUUUAUGGGAUUUUCAGACGAUGACGACGAUGAUGAAGAAACGGGAGAAACGGCGGGAAAGGUGCUAUAUGCGUGGCUGUGAGUUGGAAAUUACGACACAAGA
This is a messenger RNA of Atta colombica, 1955 nucleotides long. Its product is annotated as Kv channel-interacting protein 1. The record is from RefSeq and is a predicted model, not a curated record. NCBI's taxonomy places the organism in Eukaryota, Metazoa, Arthropoda, Insecta, Hymenoptera, Formicidae. The transcript has 7 exons. The coding region runs from base 428 to 1054 and encodes 208 amino acids. Gene Ontology annotation, molecular function: calcium ion binding.